Molecule: messenger RNA, 808 nt
Organism: Paramecium primaurelia
Lineage: Eukaryota; Ciliophora; Oligohymenophorea; Peniculida; Parameciidae
Source: the annotation of a GenBank genome assembly
AUGGAGUAUUGUGAUUCAUGCAUGGCAGUAUUGAAUGAGAGACAUUUAUUGGAAGACUAAUUGGCCAGGCUUCAAAAUGAGUUAGAAAUAGUUGCGACAUAACUUAAGUUGUUGAGGGAGGAGAAUGAAUUAUUAAAGAGUAACAUAAAAGUGCCUAAUAAAUAAAGACGUAAAAACAAUAGGACGAAAGCCGAGCUUGAAUAAUGUUAAAAGGAGAUUAAAAAAUUGCAAGUGAUAAUCUAACACAAAGAUAUGAUUAUCCAGAGCCAAGUACGAUGUGAUAUAAUUAGUGAAAGCUCAAUUAUAGAUAUGGACUUAGUGAAGAAGAAGGUGAAUCUUUGAAUAUAAAAAUGUAUAUAUGUCAUAUACUAAUUUCAAUGUUAGAGAGUUUUAUGGAGUUUAACAUAUGGAGUUCGAUUUUCUUGUUCAAUUCAAUAGUGAUAAUGAAGUAAUGUGGUUAUUUAAAAUUAGAGUAGAGUUUUAAUUAUUACAAUCUCUUCAUGCAUUUCGUCAUUUGAAUAGUGAUUUGAUAAACUUGAUAAAGCACUUUUGCUUCUUUUAUAGGAACCUUCAAAAUGUAUACUAAGACAUUUAUAAACAACUUCUACUUUGCAAUUCCUGCAUAGCUGUGGAUAAGAAAUUAUAAAUAACGCAAAAAUCUUUCAGAAUGCAAGUCCCCAAUUAAAGAAGGAGUGGUGAUUCUCUGCAAAGUAAGUAAUCUAAUAAUUUUACAACCUAAUAAAUUGAAUAUGUUACUUAAGACAAUUCCUAUAGUAUCUAAGCUAAAGGAUAUAAUAUUUGGAUUUGA